Messenger RNA from Helianthus annuus (common sunflower), 1995 nucleotides. RefSeq names its product protein DA1-like. Bases 333 to 1856 code for a protein of 507 amino acids. The transcript is spliced from 12 exons. Lineage: Eukaryota; Viridiplantae; Streptophyta; Magnoliopsida; Asterales; Asteraceae. The record is from RefSeq and is a predicted model, not a curated record. Gene Ontology annotation, molecular function: ubiquitin binding.
GAAAAUGAAAGUAAUUAAAUACAGGAGGUAUCCACCAACAAAUCAUAAUAUUUAUUUAUUUAAGGUGAGAUUAGACUUUUUCCCAAAGGAAAAAGCUGAUGCGUGUUGGGUUCGUGAUUCUCAAUUUCUUCUUCUUCUUCUUCAGAUCAAUCUUGAAGAAUCACGAACCUAAACCCUUUUCUUAUCUUCAAAAUCUCUCCCCAAAACCCUUUGUAAUUUCCUUUAAACUUCAUCAUCAUUCGACUGUAACUUACUUGGGGGAUUCUAAAGGAGGAUCAUCGAUUGUAAUCGCAGGGUUGUAUUUGAACCUGUACAGAUAAUAUUUACUCGAAAUGGGUUGGCUUAGCAAAAUUUUUAAAGGCUCCAACCAUGAAGUUUCAGAAGGGGGGGAAUAUAACUGGAGAUAUGAAGAGCAUACCACGUCAAACGGAAAUUAUCCGUCUACAUCAUGGGAUCCUCAUUUUGAGAUGGAAGAAAUUGAUCGUGCACUCGCGAUGUCACUUGCAGAAGAAGAAGAAGAAGAAGAAGAAGAAGAAGAAGAAGAAGACGAAGAAGAAGAAGGGAGAGAGUCACAUGUGAUUAGUGAUGAUUCUCAACUGAAAGAAGAUGAACAGCUCGCAAGGGCUCUACAAGAAAGUCUGAAAAUUGAAUCUCCAUCCAGAUAUAGAAACAAAAAUAGAAAUAGAAACGGAAAUGUAAAUGUAAAUGUGAAUGGGAAUGGACAUGUAAAUGUAAACGGAAAUGGGAAUCUAUAUCAACCUAUACCGUUCCCAUAUUCGACAGGAUUCAGGAUAUGUGCUGGUUGUAAUUAUGAGAUUGGCCAUGGAAGAUUUUUAAGUUGCAUGGGCGCAGUUUGGCAUCCGGAAUGUUUUAGAUGUCAUGCAUGUAACCAACCAAUUGCUGAUUAUGAGUUUUCCAUGUCGGGAAAUUACCCUUAUCACAAAGCUUGCUACAAGGAGCACUAUCAUCCAAAAUGUGAUGUUUGCCAUCACUUUAUUCCAACAAACGCCGCGGGCCUUAUUGAAUACCGGGCACAUCCUUUCUGGGCCCAGAAAUAUUGUCCAUUUCAUGAGCAUGAUGGGACUCCUAGGUGCUGUAGUUGUGAGCGAAUGGAGCCACGUGGAACAAGCUAUGCUGCUCUUAAUGAUGGUCGGAAACUUUGCCUAGAGUGUCUCGACUCUUCAGUCAUGGAUACAAGCGAAUGUCAACCACUAUAUCUUGAUAUACAAGCGUUUUAUGAAAGCUUAAAUAUGAAAGUGGAACAAGACGUUCCGUUACUUUUGGUCGAGAGACAAGCACUUAAUGAGGCUAUGGAUGGUGAGAGGAAUGGUCAUUCCCACAUGCCCGAGACACGAGGACUUUGCCUUUCUGAGGAGCAGACUGUCAGCACGGUUCUGAGACGACCAAGAAAUGAGGUGGGGAAUCGGGUCCCAGACAUGAGAACAGAACCAUAUAAGCUGACACGUCGCUGUGAGGUUACAGCGAUUCUCAUUUUAUUCGGGCUUCCUAGGUUGUUGACAGGAUCAAUUUUAGCUCAUGAAGUGAUGCACGCAUGGCUGCGGCUUCAAGGCUAUCGAACACUCAGCCUAGACGUUGAAGAAGGAAUAUGUCAAGUGUUAGCACACAUGUGGUUAAGAUCACAAACAGCCUUUAUAUCAAGUGGUAACACGUUAUCAAGACAAGGGAAACGAUCUCCAUUUGACAAGAAGCUUGUAGAAUUCUUCAAACACCAGAUUGAAUCUGACAUGUCACCGGUUUACGGAAACGGUUUCAGAGCUGGCCAUCAGGCAGUAGUUAAAUAUGGACUUCCAAGGACCUUGGAACACAUCGGAUUGACGGGGAGCUUUCCUUUCUAAAUUUAGAAGAUCAUCGGCUUACAUAAUUUUUCAAUGGAUUCUUUUGUUAAGAUUACAGAAGCUAUAGAAACUACAUUUGUAUGCUACCUGUAGAUAUAGUCUUAUGAUAAUAAAAUCCCUUAUUAUUGUCUGAUAGAUC